Phytophthora nicotianae INRA-310 is the source of this 1283-nucleotide messenger RNA. RefSeq lists its product as hypothetical. The record is from RefSeq and is a predicted model, not a curated record. The transcript has 2 exons. NCBI's taxonomy places the organism in Eukaryota, Oomycota, Peronosporomycetes, Peronosporales, Peronosporaceae. The coding region runs from base 30 to 1082 and encodes 350 amino acids.
CUUACUGUAGACACUUUUCACAAUCACCAAUGCAACAUACCCCAACGCCGUUCGACGCCCCCACUGAGAGCAGCCAGUCGCCUGCAGCCAAGAAGCGCAAGCCCACGUACUUAGUCCGCAAGGAAGAGGAGAAGGCUUUGCGAGAUGAAGUAGUGAAGCUGGAGGCUGAGGUUGCAACACUGCAGAUGCAGCGGAUACCGAUGGCUGUGUCAUCAAUGCAGCAAGUCGCUGGGGAGUCGAACGCGCUGUGUGAAUUUGGGAGGAACCAGCAGCUUGGCGUUGCUGCAGCUCAGUCACUUAUGCUCGAGUGCACGAGAACGCAACACUCUCAUCCUCUGUGGUCACGGAUCUGUCUAAAGAAGGACUGGAGCGAGAGGAGAGCGACGCUCGUGGCCAUACGACAGGCAAAGCUGCAAACCGCAUACACUUAUGCCAUGGCACGCAAUCAAUGCAUUGCCAACAGCAGCGAUCAAGAAUCACAGGAGAAGUUUGAGACCGACGACGGCGACGUUUGCUGCACUAGCAACACUGUGAUUCAUUUCCCAGGCGUGGAGUCGUUAGAGCAGGUUUUCGACGCUCUCUGCUUCUACUUAAACUACAUGGAGAUCAGUAUCUCGGAGCGACUGGGCCACAUUACAGUAAGAGAAGACUACGACGUGAUCGAGGGAUCGGCGUUCAAUUGCCGUAUCAUUUCAAGCGACGAGAACGGCGUCAGUACCGAGUCAAACACGGUCGUAUUCACGCAGCUCUUUGCAAAAGGCGACGCGAGGUUUGGAGGGGAACCUUGUGCUGUGGUGGUUUCAGGUUGUGUCGAUGAGGACGAGUUGCAUCCGUAUAAUGGGGCAGAACGCAUUCGCAAAGACAUUUCGGGUGCGAUAGUACUGACUGUUAGCAGACAACAGGACAGUCAGUUGGCAGAAAGCGGAGUUGAAGUCGUCAUGCGGCGCUCAGGUAUACUCAAACUGCAUUACCCGCAAUUCCCGUUGUCCCCAUUUGCACAACAAGAAGUGGAAGAUGGAAUUGCCGACUGGGGUAAAGUGAUGAUCAAGACAAUGCGAGAAGUGCUGUAUGCCAGAACUUGAGAUAAUCAAUCAGCCUGAGCGUACAACUCGACAUACCACGGAAACUAAAGUUUGUUGUUGUUGUUGUUAUACCCUUUUAUAAUUUAUAGCUCCACGCUUCUCUACACAAGAAAUAAUUCUUUACUUAGUACAAGAUCGAUUGCCUCUAUAAUAUUAUCACGAUUACUUGGCGGUUAAUACGAGGAGAUCUGUGAAUUCACC